GGCUGACCUCAGGUAACUGAAAUCUCGGACAGCGACACCGCGGAGACAGGGGACCAGUUAAUGAAAUGACACAUCAUGUCUUAUCUUUACCCACUCCUCAGUGCUGUCUCAUUUCUGGAAAGAGUCCCAAACAUCGAAUCAUGAUAUCUUUGUCCUCUGCCUUUGCUCUGCUCCUGCUGUUCAACCUCCACAGAAACACGGGCCCGCGGGGGAUCCUCUGAGCCGCAUCCCGGGUGUGUGAGAGCCCGCUCAGCUCCGCAGGCCUGAGGGCAGAGAUGGCCAGGCGACCGGGUCGCUGCCAUCCGAGACCUGUUCCUUUCGUCACAUUCCUGUAACCCGCCAGUGCCGGGCGAGAAGACAUGGGGGCUAGUCCGCCCAAGGCAAAAGGGCCCUGGCUCCAACCCCAGAGACUUUGGCUUUCCUGGCUGUUCAGAGAACAAGACUGGGACCAGCACCUGGACCAGGCUUACAUGCUGCAACAAAAGAGGAUUCAAGAGUCUCCAUUGCUUCAGGCAGCCAAGGAAAACGACCUGUUUGUCCUUAGGCAACUUAUGCUGGACCCAACCUGUGACUUUCGACAAAGAGGAGCGCUGGGGGAGACGGCGCUGCACAUCGCUGCCCUCUAUGACAACCUGGAGGCCACCAUGGUGCUGAUGGAGGCUGCCCCAGAUCUGGUCCACGAGCCCACCUUGUAUGAGCCUCUUGUAGGUCAGACUGCACUGCACAUCGCUGUCAUGAACCAGAACGUGAACCUGGUGCGAGCCCUGCUGGCCCACGGGGCCAGCGUCUCUGCCAGAGCUACGGGUGCCGCCUUCCACCACAGUCCCCGGAACCUCAUCUACUUUGGGGAGCACCCUUUGUCUUUUGCCGCCUGUGUGGGCAGUGAGGAGAUCGUGCGGCUGCUCAUUGAGCAUGGAGCCGACAUCCGGGCCCAGGACUCCCUGGGAAACACAGUGUUGCACAUCCUCAUCCUCCAGCCCAACAAAACCUUUGCCUGCCAGAUGUACAACCUGCUGCUGUCCUACGAUGGCCGUGGAGACCACCUGCAGCCCCUGGAGGCUGUGCCCAACCACCAGGGGCUCACCCCCUUCAAGCUGGCCGGAGUGGAGGGCAACACCGUGAUGUUCCAGCACCUGAUGCAGAAGCGGAAGCACAUCCAGUGGACGUGUGGGCCGCUGACCUCCACCCUCUACGACCUCACGGAGAUCGACUCCUGGGGAGAGGAGCUGUCCUUUCUGGAGCUCGUGGUCUCCUCCAGUAAGCGGGAGGCUCGCCAGAUCCUGGAACAGACCCCAGUGAAGGAGCUGGUGAGCCUCAAGUGGAACAAAUAUGGGCGGCCGUACUUCUGCGUGCUGGGGGCCUUGUACCUGCUCUACAUGGUCUGCUUCACCACGUGCUGCGUCUACCGCCCCCUCAAGUUCCGUGGCCUCAACCGCACUAAUUCUCGAGAUAACACCAUCCUCCAACAGAAACUACUACAGGAGGCCUACGUGACGCAUCAGGAUAUAAUCCGGCUGGUGGGGGAGCUGGUGAGCGUCCUUGGGGGCCUGAUCAUCCUGCUCCUAGAGAUCCCAGACAUCUUCAGGGUCGGUGCCUCUCGCUAUUUUGGACAGACGAUUCUCGGGGGGCCUUUCCAUGUCAUCAUCAUCACCUAUGCCUUCAUGGUGCUGGUGACCAUGGUGAUGCGGCUCACCAACACCGACGGGGAGGUGGUGCCCAUGUCCCUGGCCCUGGUGCUGGGCUGGUGCAGUGUCAUGUACUUUGCCCGAGGAUUCCAGAUGCUGGGCCCCUUCACCAUCAUGAUCCAGAAGAUGAUUUUUGGAGACCUGAUGCGUUUCUGCUGGCUCAUGGCUGUGGUUAUACUGGGCUUUGCCUCAGCGUUCUAUAUCAUUUUCCAGACAGAGGACCCAACCAAUUUGGGGGAAUUCUAUGACUACCCCAUGGCAUUGUUCAGCACCUUCGAGCUUUUCCUUACCAUCAUUGAUGCACCCGCCAACUACGAAGUGAACUUGCCCUUCAUGUUUGGCAUCGUCAACUUUGCUUUUGCCAUCAUCGCCACACUGCUUAUGCUCAACCUGUUCAUCGCCAUGAUGGGUGACACACACUGGAGGGUGGCCCAGGAGCGGGACGAGCUCUGGAGAGCCCAGGUCGUGGCCACCACGGUGAUGCUGGAGCGGAAGAUGCCGCGCUGCCUGUGGCCGCGCUCUGGGAUCUGCGGGCUCCACUAUGGGCUGGGGGACCGCUGGUUCCUGCGGGUGGAGAACCACCACGCCCAGAACGCCCUGCGCGUGCUGCGCUACGUGGAGGCCUUCAAGGGCCCAGACAAGGAGGACGGGCAGGAGCAGUUUUCCGAGAAGCAGCCCUCCGGAACUGAGAGUGGGACCCUGGCUAGAGCCUCCCUGGCCCUGCCUACACCCUCCCUGUCCCGCACCACAUCCCGCAGCAGCAGUCACCGGGGCUGGGAGAUCCUUCGCCGAAACACCCUGGGACACGUGAAUCUCGGCCUGGACCUCGCUGAGGGGGACGGAGAGGAGGUCUACCGUCUAUGACUGGCAUCCACGGCACUCUUGACCGGACUCCAGGUGGGCCCCGGGGCGGGGGCAGGGAGACACCCGCCUGUGCAAGUGUCUAACUUUCAUGCCUGUCAGUCGUAGGGGGGUGUGGACAGAAUACUUCCUGAAGGGCCACGUCUCGCCCUUCACAUGAGCAUUUCUGGAGACGGGCGAUGGGCAUGCAUUGCCCCACAUAUUUUCUGGGUUCUGGGAAGUCCCACAUCUUGGGAAAAGGAGGUUCUACUGGAAAGUGGUCUGCUGCAAGGCCUGCCUGAAUGUGGGAAGAGCCAGGCGUGGCACUGAGGUUGUGGCCCUUCCUUUUUUCCUAACCCCCUGCAGGACUCUCUCCCCACCUAGCAACCAAACCCCAACUACAAGAACUGCAAUAAAAAAAGAUUUCUUA
Messenger RNA from Lemur catta (Ring-tailed lemur), 2955 nucleotides. RefSeq names its product transient receptor potential cation channel subfamily V member 5 (gene TRPV5). The transcript has 16 exons. Gene Ontology annotation, molecular function: calcium channel activity; protein binding. Gene Ontology annotation, biological process: calcium ion import across plasma membrane. The record is from RefSeq and is a predicted model, not a curated record. Bases 360 to 2549 code for a protein of 729 amino acids. Gene Ontology annotation, cellular component: membrane. Lineage: Eukaryota; Metazoa; Chordata; Mammalia; Primates; Lemuridae.